AUGGCUAUGGAAAAGGGAGUGUACAAAAUCAGAGUAAACUCAAUAUCCUCUGGACUUUCCAAAUCGGAGAUCAUGCAGGGUCUUAUGCGAAAGGACUGGCUUAGUAAUGUUGCCCAGAAAACAGUCCCUUCGAGAACAUUUGGCACUGCAGAUCCAGCAUCAACAUCCCUUGUCCGAUACCUAAUCCACGAGUCUUCAGAAUAUGUGACAGGCAACGAUUUCAUUGUCGAUGCUAUUAAGGAAGAUGCUGGGGCAACCCUACCGGGAGUCCCUCUGUUCUCUUCGCCUUGA
This is a messenger RNA of Populus nigra (black poplar), 291 nucleotides long. RefSeq lists its product as uncharacterized. The transcript is spliced from 2 exons. Lineage: Eukaryota; Viridiplantae; Streptophyta; Magnoliopsida; Malpighiales; Salicaceae. The record is from RefSeq and is a predicted model, not a curated record. Bases 1 to 291 code for a protein of 96 amino acids.